GGCGCAAUCACACUCGGAUACGAAAGGGAGUACAGGGAAGGCACCUUGGUUGCCUUCUGGUCUUGAGAGGAUCACUGCUUAGGAAUUUGGAACGUAUAGAGACAUGGCUUUCUUCUUCGCAGUGGCGGCGUGCGUCUGCGUCAUUUCGCUCGCCGUGUUGCUGUACGCAACGAGCAGGCUGAUUAGGGGAGGUGCUGACCAAAGCGGAGGCCCUGAGCAGAAGAAGCUCAUGCUCCCUCCCGGCUCCCUGGGCUUGCCGUACGUCGGCGAGACCCUGCAGUUGUACUCCCAGAACCCCAACGUCUUCUUCGCCUCCAGGGAGAAGAGCUACGGCGAGAUCUUCAAGACGCACCUGCUGGGGUGCUCGUGCGUGAUGCUGGCGAGCCCGGAGGCGGCGCGGGUCGUGCUGGUGACGCAGGCGCACCUGUUCAAGCCGACCUACCCGCCGAGCAAGGAGCUCAUUAUCGGCCCGCAGGCGCUCUUCUUCCACCAGGGCGACUACCACCUCCACCUGCGCCGGCUCGUCCAGGGCUCGUUCGGCCCCGACGUGCUCCGCGCCCUCGUGCCGGACGUCGAGGCCGCCGUGGCCUCCACGCUCGUCGCAUGGGACGGGCACGUCGAAAGCACCUUCCGCGCCAUGAAGAGACUCACGUUCGACGUCGGCGUCGUCACCAUCUUCGGCCGCCGGCUGGCCGAAAGGCUCAAGGAGGAGCUGAGGAGGAACUACUUCAUCGUGGAGGCAGGCUACAACAGCUUCCCCAACCCCCUCCCCGGGACUCGUUACCACAAGGCCGUCCGAGCGAGGAAGCGGCUGGGCGCGGUCCUGGGCGCCAUCAUUGCGGAGCGUCGGGUGCAGGGAGACCUGGGCGGCGACCUCCUGGGCACCCUCAUGAAGUGGCGCGACGACAGCGGCGCGGCUCUCACUGACUACCAGGUAACCGACAACGCCAUCGGGGUGCUGUUCGCGGCGCAGGACACGACGGCCAGCGUGCUCACCUGGAUCCUCAAGUACCUCAGCGACCACCCGAAGCUCCUCGAAGCCGUCAAGGCGGAGCAGAUGGCAGCCUACGAGGAGAACGAGGGCGGGAAGCUGCCGCUGACGUGGGCGCAGACGAGGGCCAUGGCCAUAACGCACAGUGUUAUAUUGGAGAGUCUGAGGAUGGCGAGCAUCAUCUCCUUCACGUUCAGAGAGGCCAUUGCCGACGUGGAGUACAAAGGGUUCCUGAUUCCCAAGGGGUGGAAGGUGCUGCCGCUGUUCAGGAACGUCCAUCACAGCCCAGAGUACUUCGAGGACCCACAGAAGUUCGACCCUUCUAGGUUCAAGGUGGCGCCGCUACCCGGCACGUUCCUGGUGUUCGGGAGCGGCGUGCACGCGUGCCCCGGGAACGAGCUGGCCAAGCUCGAGAUGCUCGUCCUCGUCCACCGCCUCGUCACCGGCUACAGGUGGGAGGUGGUCGGGUCGAGCGACGAGGUGGCGUACAGCCCGUUCCCCGUGCCGAAGCUCGGCCUCCAGGCGAAGCUGUGGAAGGAUACCGCCGGCGCGGAGGAGAACUGCACCCCCGCCCCCGCUGCCGCCGCCGCUGCGGCAAGUGGCUGAUAUCCGUUGCCUUUUGGGAUCUCCUGGUGCUCCGAUCCUCGGACGAAGCAAAACCAGCACCAGGGGGAGGGGACCGAGUCACGUGGCAGCUUUUCUAUUUCCCAGUAUACGUUUCGUGUCGGAUAAUGGUCGGUGAUAAUGUGGAUCAUCCUGGUCAUGUGCUCCUUGUUGGUUUAUCAGUUAUAUUAACUGAUCAACCAAUCAUUGGAAGUAUGGAUGGCAGUGUGUCAGUAGUCGGUACUGUAAGGGCAGGCACCUCGGCUGAUCGCCCACGUCAAUAAGCUACCCUUAUGUCCCCGCAAGCUUUGAAGUCAGUAGCAUGCAUAAAACCA
Messenger RNA from Phragmites australis (common reed), 1929 nucleotides. RefSeq names its product abscisic acid 8'-hydroxylase 2-like. NCBI's taxonomy places the organism in Eukaryota, Viridiplantae, Streptophyta, Magnoliopsida, Poales, Poaceae. The transcript has 9 exons. The record is from RefSeq and is a predicted model, not a curated record. Gene Ontology annotation, molecular function: iron ion binding; heme binding; (+)-abscisic acid 8'-hydroxylase activity. Bases 104 to 1597 code for a protein of 497 amino acids. Gene Ontology annotation, biological process: sterol metabolic process.